Molecule: messenger RNA, 531 nt
Organism: Lodderomyces jiufengensis
Lineage: Eukaryota; Fungi; Ascomycota; Pichiomycetes; Serinales; Debaryomycetaceae
Gene: ARC18
Product: Arc18p
Exons: 1
Coding region: 1-531 (176 amino acids)
Biological process (GO): Arp2/3 complex-mediated actin nucleation; regulation of actin filament polymerization
Cellular component (GO): Arp2/3 protein complex; cytoskeleton
Molecular function (GO): actin filament binding
Source: RefSeq, a predicted model, not a curated record
AUGCCAGCAUAUCAUUCUACUUUUUUAGGUGAAGAAUCACAAGAUACAAGAACAAUUGGUAACUUAUCACUAUUACCAUUAAAUACAAAAUAUAGAGGACCAGCAUUUGAAUCAAAUUCAGAUUAUGAUAUAAUUGAAGAAACUUUAGAUUUAUUUAGAGCAAAUUCAUUUUUUAAAAAUUUUGAAAUAAAGGGAAAUGCAGAUAGAUUAUUAAUAUAUGGAAUAUUAUUUACAAGUGAUUGUUUAAGUAAAAUAUCAAAAACAAUGUCUCAUAAAGAAUCAACUAGAGUUUUAAAUAAUUUAAGUCUUGAUAAUUUUGCAUUACCUGGUGAUAUAUCUUUCCCAUUAAAUUCAUUAUAUUUACCACCAAAAACAAGAUCUGAUGCUGAUUUAUUAAGAAGUUAUUUAACUCAAUUUAGACAAGAAUUAGCUGAAAGAUUAUUAAAUAGAAUUUAUAAAGAUGAUUCAAAUAUACCAAGUAAAUAUUGGUUAUCUUUCACUAAAAGAAAAUUUAUGAAUAAAAGUUUAUAA